UCUGACCAGGGCUGUGGCCAGGAGAGCUGCUGCCGCCCCAGCUGCUGUCAGAUCACGUGCUGCAGGACCACCUGCCUCCGCCCCAGCUGCAGCGUGUCCAGCUGCUGCAGGCCCCAGUGCUGCAUUUCCAGCUGCUGCAGGCCCCAGUGCCAGCAGUCUGUGUGCUGCCAGCCCACCUUCCUCCGCCCCAGCUGCAGUGUGUCCAGCUGCUGCAGGCCCCGGUGCUGCAUCUCUAGCUGCUGCCGCCCCAGCUGCAGUGUGUCCAGCUGCUGCCGCCCCAGCUGUGAUGUGUCUAGCUGCUGCAGGCCCCAGUGCUGCAUCUCCAGCUGCUGCCGCCCCAGCUGCAGCGUGUCCAGCUGCUGCCAGCCCCAGUGCUGCAUCUCCAGCUGCUGCCAGCCCUCUUGCUCCAAUUCUAGCUGCUGUGGCUCCAGCUGCUGCCACCCCUCCUGCUGUCUGCGCCCAGUCUGUGGCCGGGUCUCCUGCCACACCACUUGCUACCGCCCUACCUGUGUCAUCUCCACCUGCCCCCGCCCUGUGUGCUGCCCCUCCUCUUGCUGCUGAAUCUCU
Equus quagga is the source of this 567-nucleotide messenger RNA. Its product is annotated as keratin-associated protein 4-7-like. The transcript has a single exon. The record is from RefSeq and is a predicted model, not a curated record. Lineage: Eukaryota; Metazoa; Chordata; Mammalia; Perissodactyla; Equidae. Gene Ontology annotation, cellular component: keratin filament. The annotation marks the transcript as partial.